Symbiodinium necroappetens is the source of this 1335-nucleotide messenger RNA. NCBI's taxonomy places the organism in Eukaryota, Dinophyceae, Suessiales, Symbiodiniaceae. The record is from the annotation of a GenBank genome assembly.
AUGUGGAAGACUGGGAAAGGAACCCUCAAAGGACGUUCUCGUGGCCGGUCAAACUGGGCCGAGGGAGAAACCACGGUCGUGUUAACAGGUCUACCAAGGACUUUGAAUGCAGACAUUCUGCUGGAGUUGGUGGACAAGAAAUUCCACCGCUGUUAUGACUUUUUUUACCUUCCAAUGUAUUUGGACCAACUCGAAAACACUGGACUAGCAUAUUUAAAUUUUCGCGAUCAUGCAACGGCUGUGGAAUGCCAACGCUACUUCGAAGGGAGUAUUGACUGGAGUGGGCACAUCAGCGAUCGUCCCUGCAAGGCACAGUGGUCUUCCAUCCAGGGCUAUGAGGCAAACAUUACGAGGCACCGGAAGGCUGAAUGGCUCGAGAAGAACGUUCCAGAAGAUUGCAAGCCUAUGGCCUUCGAUGAGCAAGGCAGGCGACUGCCAACAUUGGAAGUUUUCACUCCUUUGCAACCUUUGCAUUCUACAGACUCUGGCAAGGGUGGAAAGUAUCAAAGGCUAGGCAAAGGAAAACAGUGGGAACGAGACUGGUAUGGCGCCAGUAAGCCACAUGCCGGCAAAGGCAGCAACUGGCCUGGCUGGUACUCUGACCGCAACAUUGAAACCGAUUCGCGCCAGAGCGACAGCGGCUAUGCUAAUGCUGCCUUUGAGCCUUUUGAUGACAGUGCUUCAUGGCCUUCAUGGCUUCAAGCUGCUGCAAACUGGCAGGCAAUGGAGAUGACAGCCGGCGUUGAUGACUCCUGGGGCAACCCCAACGAAGGGAAUAUGACCUCUGCACUUGACCUUUAUUUGGCCAGUAUGGACUCCACGGACAGGUACUCUGACGAGGCUUAUGGCCAGGCAAGUGGCCAGACCUUUGAGCCCACGUUUCCCUUGCAGGAAUCUUUUGAGAAGCGUGCAGACACGUUUGAGAGAGAUCCCUCCAACACGAGAGUUGAAGACCCGACAAGGCUGCCCAAGCCUUUAAUUCCAGAACUUCCGGUGCUCGAGCAUCUGCACCACGAAAGGGGUGAACAGGGGAGCCCACAGACGAGCCCGCAGAUGUCUCCAUCCUCUACCGCCUCAGAGCCUGGCCAGCUCGGUCUGCGCAAGUACGCCUGCCCAAACUGCAAACUGAUCUUCGCAAAGUGGUCCGCCUGCCAGCAUCAUCUCGUAAGUGAUAUGAAAUGCUGGUGUGUUCUCGGAGAGGGCCGGCUGCCCUCGGAUGUAACUGAGCUUCAGGAGAAGUGCAAGGCCGCAGCGGAAGAACGGCCGAAAGACUCUGAACCAACUGCUGCCUUCGUUGAUGAGGCCAUCCAGGAUAAAGUACUCCGUUUCCAGUAG